Molecule: messenger RNA, 2470 nt
Organism: Hypoxylon fragiforme
Lineage: Eukaryota; Fungi; Ascomycota; Sordariomycetes; Xylariales; Hypoxylaceae
Product: DUF1900-domain-containing protein
Exons: 7
Coding region: 404-2203 (599 amino acids)
Biological process (GO): actin filament organization
Molecular function (GO): actin filament binding
Source: RefSeq, a predicted model, not a curated record
AGGAGGCUGCAAAGUGGGCUGGGUGGAUCUACAAACAGUCGACGGACUACGAAUCUACGCUAGUACUUACAUGGAUUUUUGCAGUGGAUGUUACCUAAAGCGUUAGGGGAUACUUGGGUACACAGCCAACAUUCAAGUUUCAUCACCUGGGCUGUUCUUUAGAAUCGACUGAACCUACGUUACUUAAUAAACUCCUCUACCUAACUACCCUGUGCUAGUACCUACCUGGUAAUACAUAACUACCUCCAUACUCAAAUCUUUAAUUCCUUCGUUCUCCCCCCUAUCGUUACUUAUUUCUCUCCAGAUAUCCCAAUCUUCCUCUCCUCUUCACUGUGUCAUAUAUUCCUUCACUGAAAUACUUAAUUCUCCAUCUUAUUAACUUUCUUACUGAUCACGGCCAAUCAUGUCUGGUCGCUUUGUUCGAGCGUCCAAGUACCGACAUGUGUUCGGCAAACCCACGAGGAAAGAAUUCUGUUACGAUAACCUACGUAUAAGUCGAAAUGCUUGGGAUACAAACUUGGUCAAGGUCAACCCCGAGUAUAUCUCUGUCAAUUGGGAAGCCAGCGGUGGAGGUGCAUUCGCUGUCAUCCCUCUAGGCGAAAGGGGCAAGCUUCCCGAGAUCCUCCCUCUCUUCCGUGGCCAUACUGCUGCCGUCCUCGAUACCGACUGGAACCCUUUCAAUGAUCGUCUAAUCGCAUCAGCUUCCGAGGAUGGCAAAGUCAUGUUAUGGGAAGUCCCCCAGGGCUUUACCUUGUACACCGACGCUGAAGAACCUACCGAUGUAUCUCCUGUCUCCAAGCUGACUGGCCAUUCGAGAAAAGUUGGCCAAGUCGUGUUCAAUCCUGCCGCCGAGAACAUCCUCGCUUCUGCAUCCGGCGAUUUCACUAUCAAAAUAUGGGAUGUGGGCACCGGCUCUUCCUCUCUUACAUUGAAGCAUCCCGACAUCGUGCAGAGUUUAUCAUGGAAUGCCAGUGGUUCUAUGUUAGUCACAACCUCUCGGGACAAGAAGAUUCGCGUAUGGGACGUCCGACAAGAGCGACCCGCACACGAGGGUACAGGUCACGAGGGUGCCAAGAAUAGCCGAACAGUGUGGUUAGGUGAUCUGAACAGAUUCGUCACGACAGGUUUCACGAGGAUGAGUGAGCGCCAGUUCGCCCUUUGGGAGCCUGGUAACACUACACCUAUUGGCGGCUUCACUACUUUGGAUAGUAUCUCCGGCGUUUGCAUGCCCUUCUGGGAUGAUGGCUGCAACUGCUUGUAUCUUGCCGGAAAAGGUGACGGUAACAUCCGCUACUUCGAAUACCAGAACGACAAAUUCGAGUUCCUUUCUGAACACAAAUCCCUUGAACCCCAGAGAGGUAUUGCUUUUGUUCCUAAGCGCGGAAUCAAUGUGCACGAAAACGAAGUCAUGAGAGCCUAUAAGACCGUCAAUGAUUCAUACAUUGAGCCUAUCUCAUUUACUGUGCCUCGGCGCGCAGAAACGUUCCAGUCGGACAUCUAUCCACCUACUACGGGUCUCAAACCUGGUGUUAGUGCUAGCGAAUGGUUUUCAGGCAAGUCCGGGUUGCCGCCAAAGAUCGAUUUUGAGAGCAUCUACGAAGGCAACGAACCUGUGGAAGUAUCGCCCGAUUACAGGCCACCGACGGCAGCGCCGGCAGCCUCAGCUCCGGUGUCCAAGCCUGCUCCGAAACCGGAUCCAGAGCCAAUUCCAGCGGCAGCGCCAACGAUGAAGGACCAGAAUCGCUCUAUAGCAGCGAUAGCUUCUAAGUAUGACGAUAAAGACGAAGGCGACGACGACGAAACGUCAAGUUUUGAGGAAGUCUCAAAGCCGUCUCAGCGCAGCGCAAUGCCUGUGAAAUCUGAGCCCUCUCCGACGAAGACUACGUCCGCACCAGCACCAGCACCAGCACCAAAAGUAGCACCAGCCAUUAAAUCGCCUACUCAUGCGCCCACUCCAAGUGUAGUGGCUUCUGGCUCAGCUCCAGCAGGCAAUUCGACCAAUGGGCCGAAAGUUGAAUCCACUCUAGAGCAGAUCAAAGAGUUACUGGAGACGCAGACAAAGAUGAUCAGUGUACAGGGGAAGCAGAUCGUUCACUUGACUGAUGAAGUGGAUAGUCUGAAGAAGCGGGUCGGCUCUGGCUCCCAGGAUCAGAGCGACCGUAUUCGACAACUAGAACUCGAGCUAGAGGAGCUGAAAUCGUAAGGACCCGGUUGUAAAAGAUUCGGGAUAUAAAACAGGGUUGACCAGUUAAUGGAUAACGAUUUUGACGAAGCUUGUACGUACAGUCAGUGGAAAAUACUGGAAAAUACUUUCUCGUACAUGGGAGUUUACGGACCUGAAUUCUCCUGGCAAGCCACGUUUGUAUUUGUGCCUAGGUCCUCCACCGAUAUUCUUGUGAGGGAUAUGGUGAAAAUCAAUUUCGCUUCUACAGUUUAUAGGUAGUUAUCAUAAGCAAACUUAUUAUUUGUG